Molecule: messenger RNA, 1733 nt
Organism: Hordeum vulgare subsp. vulgare (domesticated barley)
Lineage: Eukaryota; Viridiplantae; Streptophyta; Magnoliopsida; Poales; Poaceae
Product: cyclin-B1-5-like
Exons: 9
Coding region: 177-1508 (443 amino acids)
Biological process (GO): mitotic cell cycle phase transition; regulation of cyclin-dependent protein serine/threonine kinase activity
Cellular component (GO): cyclin-dependent protein kinase holoenzyme complex; cytoplasm; centrosome
Molecular function (GO): cyclin-dependent protein serine/threonine kinase regulator activity
Source: RefSeq, a predicted model, not a curated record
ACACCAUCCCCCGCCCCCGCCCCCCUCCAAUCCAAUCGACCAAUCCCCCAACCCGACGAGCGCAGCCGUAGCAGGGACGAAUCGGAGGCCGCCCUGUUCCGUCCGGGAGCUCGCCGGAGGAGCCGCACCUCGCCGGUUCCCGAGGUCUUCUAACGGAGCCGGAACAAGCGCAACUCAUGGCGACGAGGCACAACAACCAGCACGCGGCUGCCGCUCCGCAGCCGGCGGCCAACGGAGGUGCAGAAGGCCCGGCAGGGAGGCAGAAGGGCGCCGCCGCCGGUGGCCGCGUUGCUGGAGGAAACAGGCGGGUGCUCGGGGACAUCGGCAACGUAGUCCAAACCACCGUCCUCGACGGGAAGAUCCAGCUGCCGGCGGGGAUCAAUCGCCCGAUCACAAGGAGCUUCGGCGCUCAGCUCUUGAAGAAGGCCCAGGCCGAGCCAUCAAAGAACGACGUAGCUGUUCCUCCAGCAGCGCGGCCCGCCCAGAAGCGGGUUGCCAAGAAGGACCCUGUCAAGGCCGCCGCCGCCCCGAUCCCCGAGCCGGCGGCCGCCAAUAUCGCCACCGGCUCAGACGAAAACAGAAAGCCGUCCGAGGGCGCCGCCGCCGGCGCUGCCCCCAAGAUCUCAAGGAAGAAGGUCGUCCACACCCUCACGACCGUGCUCAACCAUCGGUCGAAGGAGGCCUCGAUUGAUGACAUCGACAAGCUGGACGGUGACAACCAGCUCGCCGUCGUCGAUUACAUCAACGACAUCUACAAGUAUUACAAGGAGGCACAGCACGAGUGCCGGCCCAUCGAUUACAUGGGGAGCCAGCCGGAGGUCAACCCCAAGAUGAGGGCUAUCCUGAUGGACUGGCUUGUGGAAGUCACGCACAAAUUUGAGCUCAUGCCCGAGAGCAUGUACCUGACGAUCUACGUCAUCGACAGGUUCCUCUCCUUGCAGGCGGUGCCCCGGCGAGAGCUGCAGCUCGUCGGCAUCGCGGCCAUGCUCAUCGCCUGCAAGUACGAGGAGAUCUGGGCGCCCGAGGUAGGCGAUUUCAUAUCCAUCGCCGAUAACUCCUACUCGAGGCAGCAGAUCCUGUCCAUGGAGAAGAAUAUCCUGAACAGCAUGGCUUGGAACCUCACGGUGCCCACCCCGUACGUCUUCCUGGUGCGGUUCGCCAAGGCAGCCGGGGGCGACAAGGAGCUUGCAAACAUGAUAUUCUUCUUCGCCGAGAUGGCGCUCAUGGAAUACAAGCUGGUCACCGUGCGCCCCUCGCUGCUGGCAGCGUCUGCCGUGUACGCUGCUCGGUGCACGCUGAAAAGAAGCCCUAUCUGGACAGAAACCCUUAAGCAUCACACCGGACUAGCUGAACCACAGCUCCUGGAGCCUGCCAAGAUGCUAGUCAUGGCUCACGCCGCUGCCCCGCAGAGCAAGCUCAAGGCCAUCUACAAGAAGUACUCUUGUGAGCAGUAUGGGCGUGUGUCCCUGCACGCCCCAGCAGUUGCCCCUCCCCAAAACCUCGCCUAGGCUGCUUUAGGAUUUGUUGCUCGGCUUUCGAUCUUGAAAGCUUCGUUACUUACUGUUACUGUCUGAUACACCAGGGUGUAAACAACAACUAUAUUCUUCAUAUCUUUUAGUGAUUUGCUUGGCUUUCGAAUCAAGAGAGCUGCGUUACUGUACUUACGAUACACCAGAGUGUAACAACAACAGUUCAUAUUUGUGUGAAUCGAAUUCAGAGCUGUCUUUGUUUUA